Molecule: messenger RNA, 4333 nt
Organism: Microcebus murinus (gray mouse lemur)
Lineage: Eukaryota; Metazoa; Chordata; Mammalia; Primates; Cheirogaleidae
Source: RefSeq, a predicted model, not a curated record
CUCACAUUAUAUUUCCAUUGAAUGGCUCUACUGUAGAGGCUUGGCCAGAUUCCACUUUGAUUUCUUUGUUUUUGGCAAGAAUACUUCAUAGUUUGUACACCAUCUGUGUACUUGUAAAACCAUAUCAGGUGCACAUAAUGUCUGGUUAUCAUUCUCUUUGUGAUGUUAAAAUUGAUUAUUAGGAUAAGGUGUUGUCAUCUUAAUCUUUAAUCAUAAAGAUCACAUCAGUCUUUCACCUAUGUGGUUUUAACAUUCAUUGGCGAUCAGUAAAAGUGAUGAUAUUUUAAUUCUUCAGGCUGCAUUUGUCAUCUGUAAUAAUUCUAUAAUGAAGCUCUUUUAAUCAUCAGUCCUUUCAUUAAUAUUGUUCUUAUAGGAAGAUCACCUUUUUAAUAGAUCGUAUCUUAUUAAUAUGAUCAUACCUCUUUCUGAACUUAAAAUCCUUAAAUGGCAAUCCAUUAAUUAUAAUAAAAAUCUGUACCCAUUACAUGAUCAGACUCCAGCCCAUUUUCUUGGAACUUGGAUGAUAACCACCUUCCAAACAUCAUGCAAUUGCCUCUCCUCUUAUACAGAGCCAUCUGCUGCAUCCUGAAUUCACAGUGUUUUCCUACUUUUCCACUUUUAUUAAAGCUCUUUUCUGGAAAAUGAUUUAUUUCCUCCAUGCACACAUCCCACAUCAAACUUCUAACUUACAGUUUAAGCUUUGCCACCUCUAAGUAGCAUGGCCCUCUAUUCCCAGGUAGAAUUUGUCCCUAAUUUGCUUCUCUCCAGUAGUGUGCUCUGCAUCUAUUUCUACCGUGUUCCCUUCCUAAUCCCAUAGUUGAGCUUAUGUAUUUGCUUUUUGUCCAAGUCUCUGAGUUUUUGGAAGAGUAGAAGCUUAUGUAGUUCUUUGUUGAGUUCCCAGGACCCAGCACAGCUAAGGCUGGCAUGUAGUUGCUUAAUAAACAUCAUGUUCAUUAUUCCUAAAUUAGCUAGAGACUUAGAGAGAACCCAUUUCUGGCCUUAUUUCUGAAAAAGAAUGACUGAAUGAAUGUGGUAUACAAUAGACGGCAGGAUAUUUCUAUAAAUUUUUUUACUGCCCCCCAAAUACAAUGUGAAACAGGUAUUUAAUGGGAAGUCUAUAUGAUGUGUCAUGGUGAAAAAUCAUCAGAAGCACAUUCUUAUAUGUAACUUCCCCAUUUACCAGUGAUGAGUAAUUCUCAGUGAGCUGGGGUACGUUGUUACAGAAAUCAGUGUCAUUAGAGGAUGUGACCGUGGGCUUCAGCAAGGAAGAGUGGCAGCAAUUGGAUUCUGCCCAGAGACACCUGUACCAGGACGUGAUGCUGGAGAUCUAUAACCACCUCAUCUCAGUGGGUGAGCACAGCUGACCUGGGAAUCUUGGAUGGGCCUCGUUGAGAUUUCCUUCUUCCUCCUUACAGAACGCAUUGGGAUAUCAGAAGGUAUCACAUUCCCAGCCCAGAAGUCAUCUUCAGGGUGGUAAAAGGACAGGGGCAAUGGAUGGGGGAGGCUGAACUACCACAUCAGAGCCGUCAAGAAGGGAAGUUUGGGCUUGAAACCCCACAGCCGGAAAUUCCUGAGAAAGUUUCGUAUCAAAAGGAUCUGGUGGGUGAAGUCACAAGACAUGGUUCCUGGUGCUCCAUUUUAGAAGAACUGUGGCAGGAUGCUGACCAUACAAAGAGAGAUCAGCAAAAUCAGAUUCAACCCAUGCGUCAUGGUGCUGUCUUCAACAAGAAAACAUUGAACACAGAGAGAGAUUGUGACUGUAAGGACCCUGGGAAAAUCAUUCACAUGAGGCCCCACCGUAUUUCUUUACAAAGAUCUCAGAAAUGUUGUUCAUUUGCAAAAAGUUUGAAGCCUAACCCAAAAGUAAAUGGUCAAAAUCAAAGCAAUGCCACAAAACAGCUUGAUGACAUUGUUGAGUCUGAUCAGCUGUUCACUCAUAGCUCUUCCAUUGCUUGCAGCAAGAAUAUUCAUACAGGAGAGAAAUUCUGCAAAGGUAACCAGUGUAGAAAAGUCUGUGGCCAUAAACAGUCAUUUACACAAGACCAAAGUAAUGUUCAGGAGAAACCGAGUGAAUAUACUGAAUGUGGGAGGGCCUCCACCCAGAAAUCACAGCUCCUCGCCCAACAGAGAAUGCAUAGUGUAAAAUAUCUCCAUGAAUACAGCAAAUGUGGACAAGCCAUCAUCCCACAACCAAAACUCAGUGUAUAUCUGACAGAUCAUACAGGUAAUAUACCCUAUAUAUGUCAGGACUGUGGGAAGGUCUUCAUUCAGAAAUCAGAAUUGAUUACACACCAGAAAACUCACACUAGAAAGAAGCCCUAUAAAUGCCAUGAGUGUGGAAAAGCCUUUUUCCAAAUGUUAUCUCUCUUAAGACAUCAGAGAACUCACAGUAGAGAAAAACUCUAUGAAUGCAGUGAAUGUGGCAAAGGCUUUUCCCAGAACUCGACCCUCAUUAUACAUCAGAAAAUUCAUACUGGUGAGAGACAGUAUGCAUGCAGUGAAUGUGGGAAAGCCUUCACCCAGAAGUCAGCACUCAGCUUGCACCAGAGAAUCCACUCAGGGCAGAAGUCCUACGUGUGUAUUGAAUGUGGGCAGGCCUUUAUCCAAAAGGCACACCUGAUUGUUCAUCAAAGAAGUCACACUGGAGAGAAACCUUAUCACUGCCACAACUGUGGGAAAUCCUUCAUUUCCAAAUCACAACUUGAUAUACAUCAUCGAAUUCAUACAGGGGAGAAACCUUACGAAUGCAGUGACUGUGGAAAAACCUUCACCCAAAAGUCACACCUCAAUAUACACCAGAAAAUUCAUACUGGUGAAAGACACUAUGUAUGCAGUGAAUGUGGGAAAGCCUUCAACCAGAAGUCAAUACUCAGCAUGCAUCAGAGAAUUCACACUGGAGAGAAGCCUUACAAAUGCAGUGAAUGCGGGAAAGCCUUCACUUCUAAGUCUCAAUUCAAAGAGCAUCAGCGAAUUCACACAGGUGAGAAGCCCUAUGUAUGUACUAAAUGUGGGAAGGCGUUCAACGGCAGGUCAAAUUUCCAUAAACAUCAAGUAACUCACACUAGGGAGAGACCUUUUGUCUGUUACAAAUGUGAGAAGGCUUUCAUCCAGAAAUCAGAGUUGAUUACCCAUCAGAGAAGUCACAUUGGAGAGAAACCUUAUGAAUGCCAUGACUGUGGGAAAUCAUUCAGUAAGAAACCACAACUCAAGGUACAUCAGCGAAUUCACACAGGAGAAAGACCUUAUGUGUGUUCUGAAUGUGGGAAGGCCUUCAACAACAGGUCAAAUUUCAAUAAACACCAAACAACUCAUACCAGAGACAGAUCUUACAAACGCAGUUAUUCUGUGAAAGGCUUUACCAAGAAAUCAAUUCCUAGUGCAUCAGCAUAUUCAUAAAUUAAAUAUACUCCGAGUUUCUUGACAAGAGUCAGAUCUAACUGUAUGUGAUAGAUUCAUGCUUCAGAAAUUCUGGAAAUGUUUUGCAUGUGUAAACACAUCAUGAAUUCACACAUUAUUUUACAUGAGGAAAACUACCCAGAAAAGAAUUUCAAAGAAUAAGUGGAAGUGUCCUUAUUUGUACUAGUCUCAUUAAGGGUUAUAAAUUUCAUCCUGUGAAGAAACCCUGACUAAUGCACUAAGAAAAGCCUUUCUAUAGAAAAUGGUACAAGACAGAUUAUUACCAGGUUAUUUAUGGGAAAGUCCUAUUUAUUGUGGGAUAUCAAUAUUUUAAAAUGCCAGCAAAGUAAAAAUAGGGCAAUAUUAUGUAUGUAUAUGGCUAUCUUAUGUAUAUAUGUCUUGUACACAGGUUGAGUAUCCCUUAACCAAAAUGCUUGAGACCAGAAGUGUUUCAGAUUUUCAAUUUUUUCAGAUUUUGGAAUAUUUACAUUAUAUUUACUGGUUGAGCAUCCUUAAUCUGAAAAUCCAAAACUCAAAAUGCUACAAUGAGCAUCUUUGAGUGUCAUAUUGGCACUCAAAAUGUUUCAAAUUUUUGGAGUGUUUUGGAUUUUGGAUUUUCAGAUUAGGCAUACUUGACCUGUAUGGAUAGUUAUAUAUCUCUAUAUAUGUAUAUAUGAAUAUGGUCUGCUCAGCAUAUGUGUGUAUAUGUAUAUAUGUUAAUAUGUAUGCCCUCCGUAGGGUUUGCUGAAGAAUUCACUACAUAAGAGAAGGUGUAGGUAGAUGGCAGUUUUUUUUUAAAGAAUCUAAUGUAAUUGUUUAUCAAAUUUAUUCUCUAUUGAAUAUUUAUAUAGUGAGGUAUCAAUAAUCCUUUAUUAUACAGACAUAUGAAUGUACAUUAUAGUUUUUGGUAAAUGCAUAAAUGAGAUUUUAUAUUGUA